Molecule: messenger RNA, 761 nt
Organism: Varanus komodoensis (Komodo dragon)
Lineage: Eukaryota; Metazoa; Chordata; Lepidosauria; Squamata; Varanidae
Product: microtubule-associated proteins 1A/1B light chain 3C-like
Exons: 4
Coding region: 17-382 (121 amino acids)
Biological process (GO): autophagy of mitochondrion; autophagosome assembly; cellular response to nitrogen starvation
Cellular component (GO): autophagosome; autophagosome membrane; cytosol
Molecular function (GO): ubiquitin protein ligase binding
Source: RefSeq, a predicted model, not a curated record
GGGCGCGUGUCCCGACAUGGAUUCGAUGCCUCCGUUCAAACACAGAAAAUCCUUCGCCUCGAGGAAAAGCGAGGUGGCGGCCAUCAGGAUCAAAUUCCCUUGCAAAGUGCCGGUCAUCCUGGAGCGCUACCCCAAGGAGAAAAUGUUGCCGGCUUUAAACAGGGUUAAGUUUUUAGUUCCCCAAGAGCUCACCAUGGGCCAGUUUGUCACGAUCAUCCGGAACCGGAUGUCCAUCAGCUCGGCACAGGCCUUUUAUUUCCUGGUCAAUGGCAAUCGUAACUUGGUCAGUAUGUCGUCCACCAUGGCGGAAGUGUACGUGACGUUCAAAGACGAAGACGGAUUCCUCUACAUGUCUUAUGCCUCGCAGGAGAUGUUUGGCUGAAGAUGGGGGCCGUGGCUCUCCUGCAAGAUGGGCCCUCGCACACUCUGGUUCUUCGGGGCCUCUGUGGGGUCCUCUAGAGUUCACCCCCACCCGCUUUCUCCUCUUUGCGUUUAGGAUGGAGAGCGGAUGUCACAGACCCUUCCGCAGUUACGGGGAGCAAUGCCUGCCUCUUGGUAGGAGCGACCCAGCUGCUGCGAGCCAAGUCCCACGUUUCCUCUAAGCAUCGCCACCCCAAAAGUGAAGUAAAUUUCUCUCCUUUCUGCUCCUCUCUCCCGAGAACUCACAAUAGCACUGCAGCACGGUUUCUGUUCGGUGCCCCGAAUCCGAAGACUGGGAUCACCUUUGGGAAACUAAGAAAGGCUGUGUGGUGAUUACACGA